UCACUCUCGUUGCACUUGCAGCUCAAACCAGCACUGCAGCAAGGCUGUCUUCUACCCUUAAUCAGCUGCGCAGCGCCUCUUGUGAACUUUCUUCACCUCUAGUGCUCUUUCCCUCUCUCUUAGCUCGCUUUCUAUUUGGUCCAUUUGGUGAAGAAAGACAUGGGAAAGGAAGUGGACGUAGCAGAACAAGGCGAGUUCUCAGCGAGGGACUACCAUGACCCGCCUCCGGCGCCGUUGAUCGACGCUGAGGAACUGACCAAGUGGUCCUUCUUCAGGGCUAUCAUAGCUGAGUUCAUCGCGUCUGUUCUUUUCCUUUAUAUUGGGGUACAGACCGUGAUCGGGUACGAAAGUCAGUCUGACCCGGCCAACGGCGCUGAUCCUUGCAGUGGUGUUGGUCUCCUCGGCAUCGCUUGGGCUUUUGGCGGCAUGAUCUUCGUUCUUGUUUACUGCACCGCCGGUAUCUCAGGUGGGCACAUAAAUCCAGCAGUGACGUUCGGGCUAUUCCUAGCAAGGAAGGUGUCGCUGAUCCGAGCGGUGCUGUACAUGGUUGCCCAGUGUCUUGGUGCGAUCUGCGGUGUAGGGCUGGCGAAGGCAUUCCAGAAGUCCCACUAUGUUAGGUACGGUGGGGGAGCCAACCAAGUCGCCACCGGAUAUUCCAACGGAGUGGCGUUGGCGGCGGAGAUUAUCGGAACCUUUGUCCUUGUUUACACCGUCUUCUCCGCCACCGAUCCAAAAAGGAGCGCUAGAGACUCUCAUGUUCCGGUGUUGGCGCCACUACCCAUUGGGUUCGCGGUGUUUAUGGUUCACUUGGCGACCAUCCCAAUCGAUGGAACGGGUAUAAACCCGGCAAGGAGUUUCGGAGCAGCAGUGAUAUACAACAAAGACAAGACCUGGGAUGACCACUGGAUCUUCUGGGUCGGACCUUUCAUCGGUGCAGCCAUAGCCGCCUUCUACCACCAAUAUAUUCUCAGAGCUGGUGCCAUCAAAGCUCUUAGCUCCUUCAGAAGCAACCCCAGAAGCUAAACUACUAUUCCUUCUUCUUCCUCUUCAGAGUCGAUGUUCUUGAAAUAAUAAUAAUAAGAAGAAAAAAGAGAAGUCUUGCAAGUCUGGCAGAAGGGUUCUUUUCUUGGGGCGAUCUCUGUUGAGGGUUGAUGAGGGUGGAAGGUCUUGAACUUGAAGAUCCGUGAAAAUGUAGAUAAAGAGAAUUGUGUUUCUGUUUCCAAGUAUUAAAAGAGAAGUGCAGAGUAUAUAUACCUUUUGGUCUCCUUUAAACUCAGCACUCAGUGCUUUUAAAUUUCUAUCAUCUUGAAUGUAUCUUUAGUUAGUGUUGGUGUAUCCUUUCUUGGUUCUGUUUCCUAAUAAAUGUAGCAAGUGGGUUUGUUGUCUUUCCAA
Macadamia integrifolia is the source of this 1392-nucleotide messenger RNA. RefSeq names its product aquaporin PIP2-1-like. Gene Ontology annotation, molecular function: water channel activity. The record is from RefSeq and is a predicted model, not a curated record. Bases 160 to 1023 code for a protein of 287 amino acids. Gene Ontology annotation, biological process: transmembrane transport. The transcript is spliced from 3 exons. NCBI's taxonomy places the organism in Eukaryota, Viridiplantae, Streptophyta, Magnoliopsida, Proteales, Proteaceae. Gene Ontology annotation, cellular component: plasma membrane.